AUGCCCAGCUGUGGUGAAGAAGUACGUGGAAGGCGUGAAGGCAGCGAGCGAAGGCGAUGCAUUGCGCAAGGCGAUGAAGCGAGCGAAAGCGAAGAAUUAGCGAGGCCCAAGUGUGUCCUGCGGGACAUGGCUUGGGGUGUGUGUUAUGGUGGGCGACUUAACCCAAGUCCCGCUAUGACACAGGUGGUCCUCAACCGAGGCCACCGGCGCUACCUGCAAGAAGUGCUGGCGUACGACAUCGAGAACCCAUCUAUACUCAUUCUCGAUAACUUUGACUCGCAUGUCACUGAAGAGAGCGAGAAGAUCGUGGUUGAAGAGUUGGGCUGCGUGCUCUAUCCGUUGCCGCCCAAUAGCACACCCCACUGCCAUCCUUUGUAUGUGUCAUGGGUCCUUUUACGCAGCACCUACGUGACUUCUGGGUUUUGA
This is a messenger RNA of Aphanomyces astaci, 426 nucleotides long. RefSeq lists its product as hypothetical. Bases 1 to 426 code for a protein of 141 amino acids. The record is from RefSeq and is a predicted model, not a curated record. The transcript is spliced from 2 exons. NCBI's taxonomy places the organism in Eukaryota, Oomycota, Saprolegniomycetes, Saprolegniales, Verrucalvaceae.